Aedes aegypti (yellow fever mosquito) is the source of this 4814-nucleotide messenger RNA. It is a transcript of the gene conu, whose product is annotated as rho GTPase-activating protein conundrum. Gene Ontology annotation, biological process: regulation of actin filament polymerization; signal transduction; regulation of small GTPase mediated signal transduction. Lineage: Eukaryota; Metazoa; Arthropoda; Insecta; Diptera; Culicidae. Gene Ontology annotation, cellular component: cytoplasm. Gene Ontology annotation, molecular function: GTPase activator activity. The record is from RefSeq and is a predicted model, not a curated record.
GAGUCGCGCAUUGGAAUCCAGUCGAGCCGAGUCGUUAGUUGAGUUAAGGCAUCCGUGCAGGUUGGACGUUUGUGCAAUAUACGAUUUUUUAUUUCGAUUUUUUCGCUUUAUUAUUGUAUUUAUGUGGUGUUUUUUCGUUAUUAUCGGUUUGUUUUGCUACGUUCAGUGCGUCGGGACUCAAGUGUUUACGAUUGAUUGGAAUAUACGGAGGUGAAGGGAGAAAAACCAUUGAAUUGUAAUUCAGAGUUGUAGCGUAGAUGGUGUAGCGAGCGCAGAGCAGUCUAUAUCGUUUAGCUAUCCUAAUGAGCUGUUACUAGUAGUGACUGUGUGUUUAGUCUAAUAUACUAUUGGAUCUAAGUGAUUAAGACCAGAACCGGAAACGUGUAUUCCGCGGAAACGACUGAAGGUCAGUUGUGGAACCUCUUCAUAACCAUCGUUUUUAAUGAACAGCUCACGCAAUAGUGUCUAACGGCUAGCAGAAGUGUAGCAGGUUGAAGUGAAAGAUCGCGACAUCAUUCGGUCAAAGCUUGGAGAUAGAGGGCGUGAAAGAGAAGGAGUUGUCCCAAUCGGCAUUUCUACACACUUUUUCGGAAAUGUUUUUGUGAAAGUUGGCGGCAUUUUGCUGUUUUAAACAUUGUGCAACCGGUUUGGGACACAAGGCUGUCAAGCUACCACCAGCGGACCCCAUCCCAGCCUAUCCGAGUGAAACUCCAAAACAAAUUAGCAGUCUCGUGAACACCAGACUCCGAAUGUCUGAGACCGGUCUCUUCUUAUGAAUAUGCGCGCGUGAUUUGUAUCGGGAUCCAGCCAAGUGCCACUUGUUUACAACUGGAAGAAACCAUUUCCGGCUUUGAAGACGGGCCGGGAAUAGUGAGUGGGUAAACAAACAUCUGGAAGAUCACUGCCGAAGGUGCUAAAUCCGAGAAAUACGUGUGAUUGUGUCGAUUGUUUCUGGUGAUCGAACGGAAGUAAGAACGUCGUCGUUUGUCAACAAACGAAGAGGUGUUAAAGUCACGUGUUCAGUGAAAUUUCAUCGCAAAGUUCGGAAAGCCUUCAUCUGAAUCUUCGUCGUGCAUUCGACAUUUCAAGCGAAGCCCGGUUCUGCAUGUGUUGUAUCUGUUAGUCAGCCUUCGAACGAGAAGUGAAGGUCACUUACGUUUCUGGUGAAUUGUACAGAAAUAUCUCCAGUGCUCGAAUCAGCUGUGAAGAAUUGCACUUAGUCUGUUGUGACUAAUACACCAAAACGUGAGAUUGAUUCGCUCAAUGCUGCGUUGUUCCAUCGUAGUACUUGGUGUAAUAAAAGCUAGGUGAUAGUGUUUUGUGGAUGAAUCAACCGUAGGGGAAUAUUGGCGGUAUAUCGAAGAAACUCAAAAACCUGUGGUGGGCAGCAGCUGAUAAGCAGAUAACACAUGGUAUGCAUCAAUAUGGAAAACGACCGAUGAUUCAACAUGAUCUACAUCCCACAAAGAACAGUACGACAAUUGAUACUCAGUUGAAGGUGUACAAAUACCAACGAUUUAUGUUUGCAGAUGCUUGACAGUUUCCAAUGAUGGAUUAAACCCGCAAAAUCAUCCAACUACAUUCAACUGUAUAUAACAAGAAGCAGAAAUCAACGCAGCAGCAAAUUUCAAUUCCAAUAAUUGAGAAAUAAAAGGAAACCAUCACAUCAAACCAAAGAAACAUAAAAAUUAUAUUACUUCAUUGAAAUGCUAUGAAGCAAUAAAAAAACUGCAAAGCAACAAACAACACCUCCUGCUAUACAGGCUCUACACUGACAUCGCAACUGCUCAAAGCCAUAUUUCAAAACCGUCCAUGAUGCAUCAUCUCAACGAUUGGAACAGUGACUAAUAGGAAACUCUCCGACCCAUUAACCUUUCCCGGACAGUCAUCUCUUCGGAAGCAGUGAAAGCUCAACUGAGGAACCAUCUGACACAAAUCAUCGGUAGCACCCUUUUCCCCAAAACCCUCCUUUCCUUCCUCAAAUCGUCGGAUCCCUGCCAAAAGAAACAGUCGGUCAAUGUUUCACCAUCGACAUCACGCCUCAUCCUCGCAGCUUUCCUCGUCCUCGUCGGUGGGCUCACCGAUGAAUCAGAGAGACCUGGAAGCGGAACUGGACGAAUAUCUGUCGGAGUACAAACUGCAGGGACCGCUCGAACCAAUCAGUCACUAUGCAGAUGGAGAACUAGAAGCAGAAUGGUUGAAUGCAGCCGGAUUUCCACAGUUGACCAGAGCCUUCGAAGAGGGCCGCGAGCUUUCCACUUCCGAACUUGUUCCAGUGAUUGCGGGACUCUCAGUGGCCCACGCAAAAGCGGUCAAACACCGCGUGGAAGCUCUUAACAGAACAGUCCGCGAAGGACGCCGUAAUCGGGGCAGCAAAAAGCCGGACAUUCGCGAUGUCUUCCGUGACGUAGAUUCGUCCAGCACGGGGACGCGUUCCAGAAGUGCAACCCCCGAUUCACUGGACUCGCUGCCAGGCGACGACAGCUGGAACAAUGGAAACCUAAUAAAUAAUCAUCACCAUCAUAUCCCGAGCUUUGUGUCCGUUUUUGACGGGGGCAAUGGGCCCGUGGUGCGCCCAACACCGAUUCGCAAGCAGCAUCUGCGUCGAACGCCCAGUGCACCGCUACGUGGUUCUGCGAGCUGCUUCCGCGGUUCACAUGUUCGCUGUGAUAUUCCCUUCCAUAAUGGUGAAAGGAUAGAGUUAUUGAACUAUCAGAGAUUAGGAACUAUACACAUACCAAGGAUUCGAUCAGGUUCAGAUCCAUCCUGUACAAUUGGAACGCAUGGUGGUCAACACAUUUCCGGAACUCGUAGCCAUACGAAUUUGUACAAUGACAAUCAAAGCAAUGAAGAUUCGGGAAACUCGUCGUCGGAGCAGAGUCCCCCGAACUCACCGCCUCGCAGUAGUUUGCUUUGUUCUGUCGAGAACUCUCCCCUACGCUCGUCCUACGAACCCGUCAGUUUCGAGAGCAUGAUCAAACAGACAUCGACGCCCCAUGAGUCGUCGCAAAGCCUGUGGCAGCUGCAGCAGGAUCACCGUGAAUCAUGCUGCGAUAUAGAUAAAGUAUCCGAAGGUGACUUCAAACGUUUACAACCACUGCUGUGGCUGGAGCUGGCCUCCUUAUUCGACAAGAAUCACGUCGCCCUGGACAAGCGGAAACCAUUCAAGAAACGAAAGGAGGAAGGAAACGUCUUUGGAGUGUCACUAAACGCCCUGGUGAGACGCGACCAACAGAUAACCGGAGAAGAUACCACCCUAGUGCCUCUGAUAUUGCAAGCGAUCUUAUCCGAGCUAAGGUUACGCGGUGCUAAGGAGGAAGGCAUCCUGCGAGUGCCAGGACAUAAACAGAAGACCGAAACACUCUACAAUGAAAUCGAACACAACUUCUACUACAAACCGGAGAAAGUGGAACCCCUGAUCAAGAAGGCAGGCGUACAUGAUCUCAGCGCGCUGCUCAAGCGAUGGCUGCGAGAACUACCUCAACCCUUGUUGGCAAACGAUCUGGUGCAUUUAUUCUACCAAACGAACGUCUACCCUCCUCACGACCAGUACAAAGCGUUGGCCGUGCUCUGUCAACUGUUGCCGCACGAGAAUCGCAACACGCUGCGGGAGCUGUUGAACUUCUUCCGGCUGGUGGUGAAUCUGCAGGAUUCGAACAAGAUGUCUCAGCAGAACGUGGCAACCAUCAUUGCGCCGUCGCUGUUUCCUCCAAGGUUCAUCCAUCCUCCCGACAAGAACAACAUCGGAGCCCAGGUCCGCAUGGCUGCGCAGUGUUGCCAUCUGACGAGCGUCCUCAUAACGAUUGCCGACGAACUCUGGCGAGUGCCAACCCGGCUCAUCGACCAAAGCAAAAUGAUCAACAAAAAUGGACAGCCCAAACGACAGUUGACCCGCAAAGCCAAAAAUCCUACUCCAAGCAACGGUGACUUUGUCAUCGAUACCAACCACAUCCACAGACUGGUUAUCUGACCAGAAGGCGGUUCAGCCCAUUCACAUUUCCCCUUUAGCCUAAGGUACUACUAUUACGCGCAAUCAGGAUCUUAUCAUAAAUGGUGCAUCUUUUCGCCGACCACGCUGCCGGACAAACUGGGCGAAAUAAUGAAUCCCAGACAGUAUCAAUUUACGAUCACAAUAAACCUUAAUAGUAUACUGCUAAGCCGUAUAUCACUUGAGUGGGCGUGCGGUUCAGACUGCACUUUGUGGCAGUUUGAUGUCUUCUCACUUGUUAUAGAUUGGAAACGUAGGCACAAGCAAUUUCCGCUAAUUAUUUAAACAAUCGAAUGGUUUGUUUUACCACGUGUGAGUGUUUCUGGUGUAUCUUGCUCUUCAAGUGCUUACCCCCAAUUAUUGCGUUUAAACGAUAAUUAUUACCCAAACAGAAGAGAAAGUACGCGUGUGUUGCUAGAUUUAGAUAUUUCCAUUCGGUCCCGAUUGAAAUGGAAAUGAAACUAAAAAUAGAAUUAAUGGAUAUCAUCCGCUAAAUUUAACCUCAACUGUAUUAAUACAUUUAGUUUGGGAAAAUUUUCCGGCAGCCAUAUAAUCAGGAAUUUGAAGUGCUGUCUGCGUGGCACGCUGAUAUAUUAAGAGAAAGAAGAAUCGUACAGUUUCGCGUACAUUCUCUAAAGCUAACAGAAGAAACUGGAGCAUACGUAACUCACGUCAAUUGAUGAUGAUAGUCAUUGUAAUCUGUAUUUAUUACGGUAUUAUAGUCAAAGAUUGUAUAUAUUCUGAUGGCAAUCAAACUUAUAAUGUGUAUAUAUAGAAGUGAUCAAAAUACGAUAAAAUAAAUAUGUACCAUGAUGUUCUUCGUAAA